UAAGGCAUAUAUUUUCUUUACUGACAAUGAUACUUAAGAAGGAAAAACAAUCCAAACAUACUUAACUAGCUGUGCAAUAUUUGUAAGGCAGAAAGAAAUCUUCUUAAUCUUUGAUAUGAUCAGCUUACAUGCAAAAAGUCUGAAAUUUGAUUACACUCCCUUAGUAGUAGAACUAAAAUAAGUAUGUCAUAACAUUAUCCAGAUCAUUAUGAUGUCCAAUUGAUACUGAACAAGUUCUCCAUCACACAGGCUCUACUGGAGAGAUGGAUGUUUUGCUUUUGCUUGAGGAACUGUGGACCCUCUAUUGUCUUCUAUGUAGCCAAAAAUUCUUUAAUGUUCCUGGCUAACCCAUAAUGGAGUUGACAUCCUUGAUUAUAUUAUUCUCUUUAUGUCAACUUAUAGUUUUGCCUCUAUACUCUUUUUGAAGUAAUGAAUUCUAUAUACCUUCUGUGUAAAAUAAUCCUUCAAACUUUUUCCAACUCUACUUCUUUUCACCUUAAAGGCAUAUUCAAACGGUUCAGAAGGAGGUAGGGGGUGGGGAGUCUUAGAUUUCUGAGUUAGCCCCUUAACACCAGUGGCAAUUUUAGUUGACCUUUUCAGGAAUUUCCUUAGGUUCAUGGUGUCUUCCUUGAUAGCUAAUAGGUCGAAUUACAUGCAAUAUUACAUGCAUUGGGAUGGUGUUGAAAUUUGGUUAUGCAUUUUCUUGGUUUCUUUGCCCUUUGUGAUUAUAACCAAAUAGUGUUUUUUGGGUUUUUUUUGCCAUUUAAGCUAUUGAACCAAAGUUUUUUAGAAAACUACAGUUGUGGGAAAGCCUUUCUUGAACCUGCAAACUCACUUCUUAUAAUCAUAAAGGAAAGUAUUUAUAUUAUUUAUCCACUGGAUGAAUUAUUUUACAGUUAGUUGACAUGUACAUCUCUGCCAUUUUUCUGUUGCGGUGUUUCAGGGUUGCCAUUUCAUUGCCCAGUGGUGCUUAGUGGAGCUUGCAAGCAGAAUCUGCACUAUGCGAGCUCCUACACUAUGGGAUAUGUGGAUCAUAGCUACAUCUAAGUGUAUAUUGGAAAGUUAUGGAGAGUGUUAAAUAUGUAAAAACACCUAAUGGGGCUUAGGACAAAGUAGGCAUUCCAUAAACAGUAGCUGUUAUUAUUAUUAUUGGCUGUGUGUGUGUGUAUUCAUGCUCUUUGCAAAUGUUCCUUCUGAAUGUCCUGAAAAGGUACAUGUAAAAGGUUCUUUAAUUUUAUCUUUGAUCUAGCAUGACUGCUACCUUCCUGAUGUCCAUGCUUUUUGGCCUUGUAUGUGGCCAAGCAAUGUCAUUUUGUAUUCCAACUGAGUAUACAAUGCACGUCGAAAGAAAAGAGUGUGCUUAUUGCUUAACCGUCAACACCACCAUCUGUGCUGGAUAUUGUAUGACACGGGAUAUCAAUGGCAAGCUAUUUCUUCCCAAAUACGCCCUGUCCCAGGAUGUUUGUACAUAUAGAGACAUCAUCUAUAGGACUGUAGAAAUACCAGGAUGCCCACACCAUGUUGUUCCUUACUUUUCCUAUCCUGUUGCUGUAAGCUGUAAGUGUGGCAAAUGUAAUACUGACUAUAGUGACUGUAUACAUGAGGCCAUCAAGACAAACUACUGUACCAAACCUCAGAAGUCUUAUCUGGUGGAAUUUUCUGUUUAACUUUAAGAGCAAUAUAAUUUGUAAUUUGGUUAAAUGUGUUUACCUAGAAUAAAACUAAUAAAAUAUCAUUAUGUUUCACAAUACCUUGUG
Messenger RNA from Microcebus murinus (gray mouse lemur), 1757 nucleotides. RefSeq names its product thyroid stimulating hormone subunit beta (gene TSHB). NCBI's taxonomy places the organism in Eukaryota, Metazoa, Chordata, Mammalia, Primates, Cheirogaleidae. Gene Ontology annotation, molecular function: hormone activity. Gene Ontology annotation, cellular component: cytoplasm; extracellular region. The record is from RefSeq and is a predicted model, not a curated record. Gene Ontology annotation, biological process: G protein-coupled receptor signaling pathway.